UGCGAGUUGGGAUAUAAACGGUGUCCGUAGCUUUUUAACUGGCCUACCAUCGUUUGGAAUCCAUGAAUCAAUUAUACUACUUAUGUCUAGUAACUAAUUACAAUUGUUUGUUGGCUACAAUGAAAUCCGUGCAGUAUUGUAAUUGAUUUGGGGAUGAAAUUGAAUGGAAUCUUGGCAGUUUCUAUCGCUAUGAUUUAAAGAUUUCGUGAUGGAGACAAUAGGAGAAUAUUCUUAUUUUCGCAAGGAUCUUAUCGGACAUGGAGCGUUUGCCAUGGUCUUUAAAGGCAGACACAACAAGAAUCUGGAUAAACUCGUGGCUGUUAAAGUGAUUGCGAAGAAGAAUCUCUCUCGGUCUCAAGGCAUUCUCGGAAAAGAGAUUAAUAUACUUAAGGAGUUAGCAUCUCUGCAGCAUGAAAAUCUUGUGUCGCUCCUCGAUUGCAAGGAAAGUGCACAAAAUGUCUAUUUGGUGAUGGAAUACUGCAACGCAGGGGAUCUGUCCGAAUAUCUUCACGGAAGCGGCGCCUUGACGGAAGAUACGAUUCGGUUAUUCGCUAAGCAGUUAGCGGCGGCUAUUCGAAUAUUAAAAUCGAAGGGCAUAGUUCAUCGAGAUCUGAAACCACAGAACAUUUUAUUGUGUUGUAACGACGAACGUUACCGCGCUGGUAGCAACAAGGACCGUCGCCCCGAUCCUCAGAGUUUACAACUCAAAAUUGCUGAUUUUGGCUUUGCUCGUUUCUUGCAAGAUGGUGUAAUGGCUGCCACCUUAUGUGGAAGCCCCAUGUACAUGGCACCGGAAGUCAUCAUGUCGCAGCAUUAUGACGCUAAAGCCGAUCUUUGGAGCUUGGGAACGAUUCUUUAUCAGUGUUUUGUUGGUCAGGCUCCAUUUCAGGCCAGCAAUCCGCAACAGCUGAAGCAGUUCUAUGAGCGUAAUCAGGAUUUGAAGCCAAAUAUUCCUAGCAAGACUUCCCCGGAGUUUCGUGAUCUUCUUCUUCGACUCCUGAAACGAAAUCCUCGCGAUCGGAUCGAAUUCGAUGAUUUCUUCGUACAUCCCUUCCUGUACACAUCUGUGCCUAGAGUCAAGGAGCCCCAGCUGCUCCACGAAUCUGUCAUGGAAACAAAUGCCACUCCAACCAUGACGCGUAGUCAGCGAAGCGCGCCACGACUUAGAGAAGCCGAAGAGAAUUCCAGUAAUCACUCUUCAUUAUCCGCUGAUGACUAUGAAAUGGUCCCUUCCACUGUUGAUUCUCCCGAAGAAACUGAAAUAGACGUUGCAAAUGUUACUCGUGUUCAGAAGGAGAUAUCUCCACAGCGCAUGGUUUCGUCACCGAGACCUAUCUUGAGCCCGCUCCGGUCAUCAGUCUCACCUUUGCCUGCAGCGUCAGCGCCUCCCAGAGUUAGUCUUCCAAAUUUUGAUAACCGACCAAAGUCAGAUCCGAUGCUGGAGUCCUUAACGCCUCCUCCGGUGCAGUUUUGCAUGGGAACCCCUCCCAGCCAUGCUACUCGCAUAGUUUCUAUUCCCCGGCCUAUACAUAACCCCGAAGAAACGGUGCCCGAUUCACCGCGUUCAGGGUUUUCACCAAUUUCGGCCCUCUCCAAGCUGCCACGACCGGUGACUGGAAUAUUUGACGUAACUGCAAUCGAGCAGUCUCAGUCCAAAAUAUCGAGGGCCUACACACUGCCGGAAAUGCAUGCUUUAGGCAACGUUACCGCUCCUUUGGAACCCGAUUCUCCCCAGCCGGAAUACGGUGUACCACCGGCCUUUGCCGCUCCUAUGACAUCGCCUGUGUUAAGAGCAUCCACGGUAUCGCCUAGAGAUAGGAGAAUUUCGCUCAGCAUGGCCCGAACGCGCAACCGCAGUGGUUCCGAACUUCCAAGCCAAGCCUCCCCAACGGUAUUCGAAGAGCUGAUGAAUAUGGUGCCUCCGGAAUUAUCACAAGAAAUUUUGCUAGAGAAGGAGCACAAUGAGUGCUUAUCUAAACUUAUCUUUGUCAGACAUUUGGUGCAGUGUAUCACUGAAGUUGCCAAAACCAGGGACACACCAAUUCGGUUUGCGGGAGAUGUGGGAUCGCUGACUGCUGGUCAGGGAACGGAAGCGUUGCAGCGCUUUAAUGUGACCAGCCUUAGUCAAAAGUGGGCGGAGAAACUAGUUCUUUACUGGAAAGGUCUGCAAAUACUACAGACCGCUUUGGCAUACGCGCGAAAUGAGUACUCUUCUCGAAGGCUGCAACCAUCGAAUUCUAUGCGGAAUGCUGUCUCUUCAUUGCAUAAGUUGUAUGUGGAAUGUUUGGCGGUUGUUAAACGACUCAGUCGGAAUCAGUUGUUUGAGUCACUGGACAUGCAAACUAUCAAUAUUUCAGCGGAUGCUAUUCUCUAUGCGCAUGCGUUGGAAGCGUGCCAGUCUGCUGCUCUGGAUGAAUUAUUCGGCAACCCGGAAGAAUGCUUUAAUCGCUACGAAACAGCCUUCACCUUGUUACAUUCAUUGCAUCAGCAAGCUGACAACGAGCCGGACAAGGCCAUACUGCAACGCUACAAAGAAGCCGUACAGAAACGUUUGAUGAUUCUUCACAGCAAAGGUUAUAUAAGCGCAUAUGAAACAACGUUUUAACUUCGAGUCAUACAAAGCUUUAGCUGAGAUGCUUUUUUAAGUUUUACUGUGCUUCGUUUUUUAACGGCAUCAUGCAUGUGAUUAUGUUUGAUCAUUUGUACAGUGUGUGAAGAUUUGGCCGGUUCAUCUUCAUUUGUUUUGUUUUAGUCAUGGAUGUACAAUACACUUUGUAUAAAAAAUAUUGUAUUUG
This is a messenger RNA of Paramacrobiotus metropolitanus, 2795 nucleotides long. Its product is annotated as serine/threonine-protein kinase unc-51-like. NCBI's taxonomy places the organism in Eukaryota, Metazoa, Tardigrada, Eutardigrada, Parachela, Macrobiotidae. Gene Ontology annotation, cellular component: autophagosome; cytoplasm. The record is from RefSeq and is a predicted model, not a curated record. Gene Ontology annotation, molecular function: ATP binding; protein serine/threonine kinase activity. The transcript has 11 exons. Gene Ontology annotation, biological process: peptidyl-serine phosphorylation; autophagy; protein autophosphorylation. The coding region runs from base 209 to 2605 and encodes 798 amino acids.